Messenger RNA from Archocentrus centrarchus (flier cichlid), 3105 nucleotides. RefSeq names its product angiopoietin-related protein 2-like. The coding region runs from base 411 to 1997 and encodes 528 amino acids. Gene Ontology annotation, biological process: blood coagulation. The transcript is spliced from 6 exons. NCBI's taxonomy places the organism in Eukaryota, Metazoa, Chordata, Actinopteri, Cichliformes, Cichlidae. The record is from RefSeq and is a predicted model, not a curated record.
CACAUGUAAUGAAAGGAAGACAAACAGAUUCUGUCUGCUGAGCAGGCACGAUCCCUGAGUUUGGAACUCAUCACUUGACUGCAUUAUAUAUAUGAAAUUACAACAGGAAGGCUUUGUUGCUGCUGCAUAGACCAUCAUAUUGUCACAACUGAACCAUUUGUGAACUUUAAGUAAGUGUGAUUCUGAGAGCAGGAAAGAGAAGAAACAUGAAGAACUUCUGCUGAUUAACGAAGGAAAUGUGAAUUACUUCUGAGGAUCUGGAGUCAAACUGCCACAAAAGCAAGAAAUAAAGAGAAAUAGAUAAGUGGAGAUAUUUUGAACACUUUGGACAUCAGUAUUAUAGCUGCACACCCAGAAAGCCUACGAUGAUCUGCCACCGAGAAGUUUAUCAUCAUCAUUAAGAAAUAUUCAUGGUUUGGGUGCAGCUGGACUGUGCUAUGUUUCUCCCUGUGGUGGUUUUGCUGGGUGUCCUGUUGCUCUCUGGACCAGAGUCAACUCUCCAAGAAGACACUCGGGAAAUUGACAACAGUAAUGACAUCCUGGAGCGAGAGUUUAUCAACGUGCUAAAACGUCAAAAACGGGCCACUGCUGACUACAGUGACCCCCAAGCAGACAAAUGUUCUUACACUUUCAUUGUCCCUCAGCAGAAAAACAAUGGGGCAAUAUGUGUGAACUCCAAGGAGCCAGAGGCCUUGCUGCAAAAUCGGGUCAAUAAGCAGGAACUGGAGCUGCUUAAUAGUGAGUUGCAGAAGCAGCGAAAGCAGAUUGAGGCACUGCAACUGCUGGUAGAGCUUGAUGGGGGUGUGAUCAAUGAAGUCAAGCUACUGCGCAAAGAGAGCCGCAACAUGAACUCCAGAGUUACACAACUCUACAUGCAGCUGCUGCAUGAGAUUAUCCGCAAACGAGACAAUGCUUUGGAGGUGUCGCAGCUGGAGACUCGUGUGCUCAACCACACAAACGAGAUGGGGAGAUUAGCUGCACGGUACAGAGACCUGGAACAUAAGUACCAGCAUCUGUCAGCCCUUGCAGGCAAUCAGAGUGCUCUCCUGGAGCAGCUGGAAGAGCAGUGUAAGCAGGGAGGAUACUCAUACAGUGGGGCUCAAGAGCGCAGGCGUCGUCUCCAGCCACAACCUCCUGCAAUCCCCCAGCCUCCUUUACAGAUGCCUGCACUGUCUCCUGGUGGCUACAGACCCUUCCAUCCACCCACUUACACACGCUACACCAACAACCCCAUGAUUAAUGACAUCCAAAGUGAUCAGAAUACCAAAGCAUUACCACCUCCACUGCCCACAAUGCCAAGUGCAACAUACAGUUUCACAAACGAGCCCUCUGGGCCUUUCAGAGAUUGUCUGGAGGCUUUGGAGAGUGGAUACACUACUAGUGGGAUGUAUCUCCUAAAACCAGAGAAAAGCAACCAACUCAUGCAGGUCUGGUGUGACCAAAAACAAGACCCUGGUGGCUGGACUGUCAUUAUGAGACGUCAGGAUGGCUCAGUCAACUUUUUUAGGAACUGGGACACAUAUAAGCAAGGUUUUGGAAACAUUGAUGCUGAGUACUGGUUGGGCCUAAAUAACAUCUACUGGCUGACAAACCAGGGCACCUACAAGCUUUUAGUGACCCUAGAAGACUGGACUGGAAGGAAGACCUUCGCCGUAUAUGCUAGCUUUCGAGUAGAGUCGGAAGCUGAUUUCUAUCGGCUACGGCUAGGCCAAUACCAUGGCAACGCUGGAGACUCUCUGACCUGGCACAAUGGAAAGCAGUUUACCACGCUGGAUAGGGACCAUGAUGUCUAUGUAGGAAAUUGCGCCCACUACCAUAAGGGAGGAUGGUGGUAUAAUGCCUGUGCUCAUUCCAAUCUGAACGGAGUGUGGUACAGAGGUGGGCAUUACCGCAGCCGCUAUCAGGAUGGAGUCUACUGGGCUGAGUUCAGAGGAGGAGCCUAUUCUCUGAAAAAAGUGACCAUGAUGAUACGACCAAAUGGAAAUACCUUCCAUUAACUGCUCAGUCUGUCAAAACUUAAACUUAACAAGACAUUACCUCCAACGGGAUUCUGUAUUAUAAGAUCGGGCAUCAUCAGCUGAACUUCAAUGUUUGUUUGGUUUUUUUUUUGGUUGGUUUACGUUCAAAAUGUACAACUCAAACUGCAAAGACCCAUGUAGUGACUAUAGGAUAAUUUGUCCUACAUGUAAUGGUUUUAUUUAUAUUUUUGAGCUCAUAACGCUACACUGCACACAAAUCAAAAGCAUACAACUUUACAUGUAGUGAAUGUAACAUGAUGUCUAUAUCCCUUUUUCUAUGCAGGCUGUUACUCUUGUCGUGUUUGUUUACAUGGAACAAAAUCCACAGUUAUUAUACUUUAAAGCAAAAGAACAAAGGAAUUAAUAUUCAGAGAUCAAAACUGAUUGCUGGCAAAUAAACUUGUUCUUCUCAUUUUUAAUGACAUUUGUAACAUAAUGUUAAGUAUGCAAAAUAUAUACUGGGAUCAACUCUACAGGAAAGAAUACUGGCUAUUUUUUUCUCCAAACCAAUUUCUGGCCUUUUCCCUCUUGAAUUAUUCUAAUAUUUGGAUUUGUUACCUGUUAUUAAAUCUUCGGACAGUUCAACACACCAAACAAAACCAACAGCUCUGGACUUUGGACUAUUGCAAUGUUGCUGAAAACAAUAUGCAUGUGUAUAAUUCUUGCACAUGUGAUCUAGAUGUAUGGGCUUUCAAAAUUGUUUUCUAUUGCACUGCAUCCACCUCAUGUAAGUGUCAAAUCUUCAUUAGGAGGCAAAUGCGGGACAUCCAACCGAAGAGUAUAGUAUUCCUGGACUGUGUCAUACCAUUAUGUUUUACACAUUAUUUUUUCACCUUACUUUCAUGUUCACUUGCUGUUUUGUUGCCUAAAACUAAUACAAGACUGACUGAAUGAAAUUAAACCAAACUACUUGAAAAUGCAUUUCAGGUUCCAAUGAACAGAUAGAAGAAGAGAAUUCCAAGCACUUUAUCCAUUAACCAAGCACUGUUCAAAUUUUGAAAACACACCACAAAUUCAUGAUUGUCAAGGAUUUAUAGCACUCAUACAAACCCUGCACAAAAAAAAUUGCAAAACUUGACUAAUGACA